Peronospora matthiolae is the source of this 1011-nucleotide messenger RNA. Lineage: Eukaryota; Oomycota; Peronosporomycetes; Peronosporales; Peronosporaceae. The record is from the annotation of a GenBank genome assembly.
AUGGAUCAUAUAUUGUCGUUGCCCAAGUCCAUCAAGGGGAACACCGAACUGCUCAUUUGGGUCGACCUUUUCUCGGGAUAUGUGAUUGCAAAGGCUAGCUCCUCUCGGACGGCACAAACAAUAGCGGAGAAUUACGAAGAAUGUGUGUUUCGACGCUUCGGAGCUAGCGAGGCUAUCAGGCACGAUCGAGAACCGGGAUUUAUGUCCGACUUCUUUCGAGCCUUCAGUCGGAUCGUAGGACAAAAACAGCGUGCUACUAUGGCUUACAGGCCACAAGCAAAUGGAACAGCCGAACGAAUGGUGCAAACCCUGACACAUUCGCUCAAGAUGUACGUGGCUGAAGUUGACCAGCGAGACUGGGAUGAGUAUGCUGAGCGGCUCACAUUUGCCAUUAACACUGCACAAGAUCGGAUCCGGGGGGAUACCCCGUUUUAUCUGGUUCAUGGGUGGGACCCGCGAUCGACUUUGGAGGCUACGCUACCAGUGGGGAAUACGGGGACACGAGAUCGCGAUCCAAAGAGGUGGAGAUACAAAAUCCAAAGACAAUACCAGCGAGCCCGAUCUGCAGUGAACGAUCGUUUGCAAGCCGCAAUCCAGGAGCGAGCGGAUCGACACAACGAAGAUCAGGAACCACACGAGAUCGAAGUAGGAGCGCAAGUUUGGCUAUACCUGGACCGAGUUAAAGAGGGAUAUGCGAAGAAGCUAGCGCACAUGUGGCAUGGGCCAUUCCGAGUUGCGGACGUAAAGACGUUCCCUGAACGCCCGAAGGAUCAGCUUACGAUAGAGGAAUCAGAUCGCUUGGAUUUCGAUGAAGCUCUGCUGCGAGAAGACAGUUUGGAUGGCGAUCUUGAAGAAUGGGAAUACGAAGUAGAGGCAAUAUUGGACGUGCGAUCUGGUAGAAAAACCCAUUAUGGGCGAGUACACCGGCAGUAUCUGGUGAAGUGGAAGGGAUAUCCCGAUCUAAGUUGGGUGGACGAGGCCGAUCUAAGUUGCGGGGCGAUCUUGCAAUAG